AUGGCCAGCAUCUCCCUCCGCCAGUCCAUUGCCUGGCUGCCUGCAGGGCCCAGCGAACCCACCUCGACCGUCGUACUCACGUCGCCUCAACGCCGGUUUGUCGACGUGCGCAUCCUUUUGCCGCCAGGCAGUCGGCCGUCCAUGGUCGAUGGCAGCUUCUCUCUUUCGGCAGCAGGGACCGCGACAGGGACCGCGGCUGCGACGUCGUCCUUGGGGCUCGACUGGGCCUUGGCCGGCACAUCGUCGUCGACACCCGUGGCCGGCACCAAUGGUACCGUGAGCGACGGCGUCUGGCGCCACUGGGUCGACAGUCGGUAUGACGACGCGGACGCGCAAGUGGACGCAGGGCGCAACACAGAACAGGCCGAUGGCAGCGUCCUGGAGACGGGGUCGAUGGAGAACCCGGCGACGGGCGUGGUGGCAGCGUACGAGGAGGUGUGGCGGGACAUUGACCCCGUGUCACCGUUUCCAGAACGGCCACCGCGCUGUGUGGUGCUGCAGAUGCACGACCCAGAAACCAACGACCGAGGCGUCGUCGAGCUGCUGGGGCAGUUCUGCCAGGGCAUUGCGCGGACGGUCCACGACGGCGUCACAGUGGAGCGGUGGCAGUGGCGGCCGACACAAGAGGGUGGCGCUGUCCCUCCGGACAUUACUGGUCUUGGUGGCUCACAGGAGCCACCGUGGCAGCUGCUUUUCCGCCACGGAUCGGGUUUGCUGCCGUGCGUGGCAGCCAUUGCCGGCGCUGGGACACUGACAUACGGCGAGAUCGUGGUCUCUGGGAACAGGACGUGGACCGUGGUGGAAGCUGCAAAUGUGUAG
Molecule: messenger RNA, 819 nt
Organism: Sporothrix brasiliensis 5110
Lineage: Eukaryota; Fungi; Ascomycota; Sordariomycetes; Ophiostomatales; Ophiostomataceae
Exons: 1
Coding region: 1-819 (272 amino acids)
Source: RefSeq, a predicted model, not a curated record